This is a messenger RNA of Prorocentrum cordatum, 531 nucleotides long. NCBI's taxonomy places the organism in Eukaryota, Dinophyceae, Prorocentrales, Prorocentraceae. The record is from the annotation of a GenBank genome assembly.
AUGAAGGGUAUAUUGUCCGCGCUGCGGGAGUGCGAGAUGGGGGGCCCCGUGCUCGCGAAGGCGACUUGCCUGCUCCAGGAGUCCUCCAAGGACGGAGUCGCCGACGAGAAGAUCCAGCUCGCCAUCAAACAGUUGGAGGACAAACGACUGCCCGGCCUGGUGCGUACCGAGGCGGAGGGCGCCGUGCAUGCGACCGUCUCCAACUUCCACCUUCUGUCUGGGAUGGCCGUUGUCGACACGCUGGAGGAGUCGCUGCAGAACGUUGCCGAGGCCUGCGAGAUCUGCAGCCCGAUCGCGCUUGAGCGAAAUUCGGGGGCGAUCAACGACUGGCUCAUGAAGAUCAUCGGCUGCUUGACGUUUUACGACGGGUGCUUGGCGACGUACGCGCAGGCUUUGACUUCGGGGGGGGGCCUUCGGGCAGUUGCUCUGGCAGGCGCGCGCCACCGUCGACCCCGAGGAAAUGGCUCAGGAGGAGAUGCGGAGUUUCAGUGCCCUCGCAAGUCUGCUCGAUUCCCACGGCGACCUGGAUGA